This is a messenger RNA of Lates calcarifer (barramundi perch), 3086 nucleotides long. RefSeq names its product adaptor related protein complex 1 subunit mu 3 (gene ap1m3). The transcript has 12 exons. Gene Ontology annotation, molecular function: clathrin-cargo adaptor activity. Bases 165 to 1436 code for a protein of 423 amino acids. The record is from RefSeq and is a predicted model, not a curated record. Gene Ontology annotation, cellular component: clathrin-coated vesicle; clathrin adaptor complex. Lineage: Eukaryota; Metazoa; Chordata; Actinopteri; Centropomidae. Gene Ontology annotation, biological process: vesicle-mediated transport; intracellular protein transport.
CGAGUUGCAGUUAAACGCAACGACUGAAGAGAGUGGAGGAGAGGAGGAAGGAGGAGGAUGAUGGGAGCGAGUAUUACAGCGUAUAAGUGACCCAUAUCUUACAGUUAGACCCACAUAUUAUUAUCUAGGCUAGUUCUUGUACUCGAGGAUUUUUCUCCACCAAGAUGUCGGCGUCUGCGAUAUUUAUCCUCGAUCUGAAGGGAAAGGUGCUGAUCUGCCGCAACUACAUGGGCAACAUGGACAUGAAUGAGAUUGACCACUUCAUGCCCAUCCUGAUGAAGAGGGAAGAAGAGGCUGAGAUGACGCCGCUGGUCAGCCAUGGCUCUGCACACUUCAUGUGGAUCAAGCACAGCAACCUUUAUUUGGUCGCAAUGACCAAGAAGAAUGCCAAUGCUGCUCUGGUGUACUCCUUUCUUUAUAAAAUCAUCCAGGUAUUUAAGGAGUACUUUAAAGAACUCGAGGAGGAGAGCAUUCGUGACAACUUUGUGACGGUGUACGAGCUGAUGGACGAAGUGAUGGACUUCGGCUUCCCUCAGACAACUGACAGCAAGAUCCUACAAGAGUACAUCACCCAGCAGGGUCAUAAAUUGGAGGUCGGGGCACCUCGACCUCCUGCCACCGUCACCAACGCCGUGUCAUGGCGGUCAGAGGGCAUCAAGUACAGGAAGAACGAAGUUUUCAUGGACGUCAUUGAGUCAGUAAAUCUACUGGUGAGUGCCAAUGGCAGCGUCCUGCGCAGUGAAAUAGUGGGCAGCAUUAAGCUCAAAGUUGUCCUGUCGGGGAUGCCUGAGCUCAGACUGGGCCUCAACGACAAAGUGCUGUUUGAAAUCACAGGCAGAGAGAAGAGCAAGACAGUGGAGCUGGAGGAUGUGAAGUUCCAUCAGUGUGUCCGUCUGUCACGCUUUGAGAACGACCGCACCAUUUCUUUCAUCCCCCCUGACGGCGAGAGCGAGCUCAUGUCCUACCGCCUUAACACUACAGUGAAGCCUCUCAUAUGGAUUGAGAGCGUGAUUGAGAAGUUCUCUCACAGCCGUGUGGAGAUCAAGGUGAAGGCUCGGAGUCAGUUUAAGAGUCGGUCCACCGCCAACAACGUGUCCAUUAUGGUGCCAGUGCCCAGUGAUGCUGACUCACCCAAGUUCAAGACCAGCACGGGCAGCGCCAAGUGGGUGCCAGAGAAGAACGCGGUGCAGUGGAACAUCAAGUCUUUCCCUGGUGGUAAGGAGUACAUCAUGCGGGCACACUUUGGGCUGCCCAGCGUGGAGAGCGAUGAACUAGAGGCGAAGAGACCAAUCACAGUUAACUUUGAGAUUCCGUAUUUCACUGUGUCGGGAAUUCAGGUGCGUUACCUAAAGAUCAUAGAGAAGAGCGGUUACCAGGCAUUGCCAUGGGUGCGUUACAUCACACAAAGUGGAGAUUACCAGCUCCGGACAAACUAAAGGGCACAGAUGCUGCUAGACGAAUGGAUAUUUUCUCUCUCUGUCUGUCUUCCUCUCUCCUCGCCUCUCCUCUCCUCUCUCUGUUUCUCCGGCUCCCUGUCUGCAGUGGACAGCAGAGGACAAGUGCAGGAGGACACAUGAAAUUACUCCCCAUGCUGAGCGGAAAGAAGACAUCAUCCCUUCCUCUAUGACUAACUCAGCUCAGACGGGAAAGGCUGUUACAUCACCUCUGACCUGUGAUUCUAUGUUUUUUUUUUUUUUUAAGGUUCCUCAGGACUCCAAUAAAACGUUUUAAUAUGUGAAUAAUGAACUGAUAACUUUGUGACACUGUCUGGUUCUGGCAAGCUCUCAUUUCCUGACUUUUGAUGCAAUGUCCCUCGAGGUUAAUUUAGAAUUUGGGGAACAUAAUUUUGUAAUUUAGUUUUCCUCAAAUAGAUAAAACUCUCAAAUAUAGAACUGAAUGAAACCUUAUUUAUUUUGAGCUCUUGGUUUUCCCACUGAAAUGUGGCUUUCUACUGUGUAACAUGCAAACCAACACAUUAUGUAAUGCCAGUAUACAGUAACUGUGAUGGAUCAUUGUCACUUUCUAUUUCUCAAAGGGCCAUGAUGUUGCCAAUUGGUGAUUUUAUAUUUAAUCAAAAGUGUGCCAUGUACUCCAUCUGAUUUUUUUUUUUUUUCCUGUAAAGGUUACGUGUUACUUCAUCUAGCAUUUUAAUCACCACACCACAUCUGGGCACAUCUGUCAGCACCUGUAACUAUAAGGAUUUUUAUUCCUUUCAUGUUUUGUCCUUAAUAUCCGCUUUAUUACCCAUAUUCAUUGUUACUCAGUUAUUAAUCGUCAUCCCUUUUGCAUAUAUUUUCCCAGAACCUCUAUAUUAUAUGUUCAUUGCCUUAAAAAAUUGCCUAUGUGUCAUCACCUUUAGCACUGUGAACAUAAUCCCCAGUGCAUGGAAACUAACACCAGCGACCAAAUCAAUGAUUAAUAAGGCACAAUAUUGUCAGAGGCGUUGGCAGUGUAACAUAAUACUGUUGACACACUCCCAUGGGGCCUGUAACCUUGCCCUUGUGCUCAAAAAUCAGCUUGCAGCUUUGAGGCAGACUGAAGGAAUGAGCACAGCACAGACAUUUUUGUCAUAUUGUUAUCUGUUGUUUAUACUGUACUAGUUAGUCUCCUGUGGAAAAUGCUUUGAAUCGGUAAGGAAAGGUUUCAGGGAGGGGAGUUAGGACAAAGGUAAAAUAACCUGAAGGGAUUUCUUUCUUUGCAGAAUAUUGACAAUAUGUUGAGGUGAUCGUUUUUUCAUGACUCGUUAUUUUUUUAUAUGUCGACCUCCGCAGGCCUCUGUUCUUCUUCUAAGCAGUUUGUGGUGUAAUUCACUCCCUCUGUUGUGCAUGCAUUGCACCGCAUCAGUUCAGCUGCACUGCCAAAAGCACAGGAGAGGGUCCUGAGUCAUUUUAUUGCAUCGCUGCUGUUGAGAACAAAAACCUUCUGCUAUAAUCAAUCCUUUAUCUUGUGUGGGACAUACUGUAUUUCAGACACCAAUGAGGAUUUUUAAUAAGUGUGUGUGUUAUCAUGUGUUUUCAUUAAUUUAUCAACUACUGUUUGUCCAUAGGAAGCAAAGGGAUAUAUUUGGAAAUAAACAAUUUUUUGUA